Molecule: messenger RNA, 2168 nt
Organism: Eucalyptus grandis
Lineage: Eukaryota; Viridiplantae; Streptophyta; Magnoliopsida; Myrtales; Myrtaceae
Exons: 1
Coding region: 482-1570 (362 amino acids)
Source: RefSeq, a predicted model, not a curated record
GAAAACUCCGCGGUCAGCACUUCCCACUCUCGUCUUCCCAGAAGAACCCCUGCCCCUCCCCUCACGCGAUUCCCCCCAGAUCCCUCCUCUUCUGCCCGAUCGAAUUCCCCGUCUCGAAACACGUGAAUUCCCCUCCUCCUCAAGAUCAAGAACGUCGGCUGAUGAUCGACAGCGCCAUUCGCAUUUGCCCCGUCUCAAGCUCGACAGCUCGAGCUCGCUCCCUCGGCCGCUCGCGUCGGUUCCGCCGGCGGACCCAGGUUUUGUUUUGUCGUUUUUCUCGCGUCCUCGGAUCCUGGGUCGAUCUUUCUCUGCUCGCCCGAUCUGCAUUGUCUUUCAAAAUGCGAAAUUUCGGGUUUUAGAUCUGGUGGGUCGGUUCGGUUCGGUUCUUUAAAGACUGGUGCGUGGGAUGAGUGAGCUCCUGCGAUGUUUGUCUGAUCGUUCUUGAAUUCUGCUGGAAGUGGGGGGCGCGGAGGGGGAAGGAAUGGAGGUGUCUGCUGGAAACUCUCCGAGAAUUAAGUUGGCCCGGGCCAAGAGCGAGGGAUCUGAAGGGACCCAUCUGCAGAAUCUGGAUGUAGAGUCGUCCGUUCAUGGGGGGUUCGGGCAGAGCCAGGGUGGUCAGUACCAUUACAUGAAUGCGUUGGAGAUCUUGAGGGAGACCGUGAGGAUCCUCCGGUACAAUAUGUCGAGCUUCUUGCUGAUCGCGGCAUUGCUCAUCUGCCCUGUUUCUGCGAUAACUCUGUCCAAUGCGUUGGCUGAUCAGUCGAUGCUGAAGAGGUUGACCAUUAGGCUCAUGCUGGUGGCCAAGUCCAGCGGACUCCCACUGAGGCCUUUCGUCAAACACUCGUGCCAGAAGUUCUCCGAGAUGGCAAUCUCUUCGGCCAUGUGCUUCCCUUUGUUUGUGACAUUGUCAUUGUUGUCGAAGGCUGCUGUUAUAUACUCGGUGGACUGUACUUAUUCGAAGAAAAGGGCCGAUUCAUCAAUGUUCUUUGUCAUAGCCGCUAAAAUCUGGAGGCGGAUCGUUGUGACUUACUUGUGGACGUGCAUGGUAAUUGUGGGUUGCCUCACAUUGUUCGUUGUUCUUCUGGUUGCCAUUUGCAGCGUGUUGUCUAUCAUCAGAGUUUCUGAGAAUCUGAUUGUUUAUGCAGCGUUUUUGGAGGGGUUGGUUUUCUCAGUCGCUUUUGCUAAUGCCAUAAUUAUUUGUAACAUUGCUAUAGUCAUAUGUGUGCUAGAGGAUGUUUCUGGCCCUCAGGCCUUGUUCCGGUCGAGUGCUGUAAUAAAGGGCCAGACUCAUGUAGGGCUCGUGAUAUUCCUUGGGUCAACAAUCGGGAUGGCAUUUGUACAGGGCUUGUUUGAGCAUAGAGUCAAGGUACUGAGCUACGGAGAUGGGUCCUCAAGGAUAUGGGAAGGGCCUCUCUUGGUGAUAAUGUACUCAUUUUUGGUGCUUAUUGAUUCCAUGAUGAGUGCAGUAUUUUAUUUCAGUUGCAGAUCACAUAGCAUGGAAGCAUCAGGUGUAGAUCGGCAACCGAUUUUGGAAAGUAUGGCUAUCUCUGCCGAAUCAAUGGGUAUCUAAGUGCGAGCACAGGGUUUAUGUACUUCUAUCUGGAAGAGAAGAGAUGCAUUAGAAGUUAAGUCCAUUGCCAUUUGUUAUUCUUUAAGCUCACAUAUAUCGAGAAAGUAUCUAGGUUUUCUGGGUCGAGCCUUUUCCAUCAUUGGUUUGGUGCGGAGAACAAAACUAGACGGCUCCCAACCAUGUUGGUAGGUAAUUCAUUCUACUGAUCCUAAUAUUGGUCUUCAGCACACAAUGACUUCAAAAGGGAGUUGACAAUGGCAGUCACAUACUGUUGGAAAUAUUACUCUGAAUAUACAGAAUAAGAUAGAAAGAUCAUAUGGAUUUGCUUUUGCACCUUGUGUUCUUUCAACAUUUUUAUUUUUUGGUUGUUCCAUAUACGACUCUGCGUACUCAGUCGCACUGCGUAUAUGUAAGGCUUCAGGCUUCAUUAGCUGCAACAUUAUGCAUUAUGCUGGAACCGAGCUCCAAUGCACAGGCAUAGGUUUUUAACUUUCUAGUAAGGAGAGUUGCUUAAUUUUUGAGUGGAAAAAGUUUUUCAGCAUCUGUUGAACAUUCAAUUAUACCCAAGCAAUGCCAAAUAAAAAUUUGUUGUUACCUC